AAGGGACGAAGGGAAGUACAGUAAGACGGAAAGUCUCAACUCCCCCACAUCUGCGUCGCUUCGCUUCCUCUUCAAGUUUUAUUCUCUCUCUCUCUUUCUCACUCUCUCUUUCUCACUCUCUCUUUCUCACUCUCUCUCUCUGACAAACCUUAAAGAUAACAGAUCUCGAGUACAUGUCAUUUCUUAUCGCCUUCACCACUUUCUCGGUUUGUUUGUUUCUCAGCUUUCCUGAGGAAACAAGAUAAACUCGCGUAUCUUCGCAUCAAGUCUUCUCUUUUGUAUAGAGUGCAAAUGGAAAUGCAAGAGGAUAGCUUGUGGAGUUUGUUUCCUGUUCAGGAUGUUGAUACGGUCUUAACCAAUAGAUUACUCUACCUUGAUCUUUCUUCGAGACACUUCAAGGAAACACUUAAACAAACCAUGCUUGGCCAAGAAUCUGCCUUUGAAUAUCAGAUCCACGAGCUUCAUCGUCUAUAUCAAAGGCAGAAGGAUCUGAUGAUGGAAAUGGAGGAAACCAACAACUUUUACACUCAACCUCAACAUUUAUACCCUGAUGACAGGGGUCACUGGAUGGGUUCUUGCAUCUCCACAUCUAAAACUAGCGUUUGGUCACCAGAAGACGCAUCUGCCAAGACUGAUGAAGCUGGAAUUUCUGGAGAUGAGAUUGCUAAGUCUGGGGAGAAGCUCUUGGAUCUUGAGUCACUGUCUUCUGGGUGUCGUGGUAUAUGGGAAGAAGAAGGUUUAAAGAAUGGAGAAGUUCAUGAAGCUCCCAACUUUCCUAAAGAUCAAUCUCCAAGAAGCAUGUCUCUUGAAUCAGUUGUCCAGCCGGGAAGUGUGCAGCAUUUAACUGGUUUGUCAAAGUUCAAAUGUAUACUGGACUUGAAUGAACCUGCCAAGAUUGAGGAUCAUUCAGAUUAUGAGCUUAAUCAGUUCCUAACUCCAGCCCAAACAAGUAGUGAAAGAGCAGAACCAGAAAUGCAAGAGCCGGUGGUAUCUGCAAAAUGUCAAGCUGACGAAGUAACUAUAACCAGGACGAUAGAAUCAGAGCAACCUCAAGGGUGUCUUUCAGCUUCAUUGCACAGAAAACACGGAUCAGCGCCAUCACAUUCACGAGUGAUAGUUCUAGCGCUCCCAUCUUCAAAAGCCAUUCCGAUCUUCCACAAACGUUACUCCCGGCCUAGGAAGAAAGCUAUACGUGGAGCAAACUCCACAAAUGCUGAAAACUUUCCUCCCAACAAAACCAGGAAACGCUCAAAUCUUGUCUCAAACUUUGGUGUUAAUGAAGAUGACGACCAUUCACUGAGUACUGCCUCAUACAUCCCUGAUUCUGACCAUCAUCAAGAACGUCUGGAGAAAAAGAGUUCAAGUUCUGUGCCCGAGGUUAAGAGAAGAAGACGUUGUAAACCACAAGUAGAAUCAGGCAAGGUUAUGAGAAAGAUAUCAAGAACCAAAUCAAAGACCAGAGGGAGAUUUCUUGCUACAGAGGAAGAGGAAGAAGAAUUAUCUGUAGCAGCAGCAGAGGCUAUAGUUGAUAUGUCACUAUCAGAUUUAGCUAAAAUGUCCAGCAUCAAAACUUCCUCUGAUUGUAUCACUUCUCUGCAUUGGUUUGCUAAAAUCGCAUCUUCGGUUGUUGAGGACUCAAAGAGUAAAGUUGGACUAUCGGUGACAGGAAUCCACUCUGAUUACCGAAGAGACUAUAUUGAGGCAACGACAUUUCAGCUAACAGAGAUGAAGCCAGAGCAGCAAAGAACUAGCACUUCAGUCUCUACCAUUGUUCAUCCUAAGCACAAGAGGAACCUGCGGAGUCAGGGAAAGCGACAACUGCACAAAGCCUCUCAGCGUCUACAGAAGAAGAUAGGAAAGCUUAUGGAAGGUUCUGAAACGAAUGAUGCUAACUCCAGCUUGAUGGAAAAUAUGAUAAUCAAUUGGGGGACAAUAACAAAAGGAAGAAGAGGCAUCAGAAGUCCUGCUACUAAUACCAAAACCUUGAUACCUUUUUUGCUUUCUGGUUCUUGAGGAAUCAAAGUUAGUUACAGAGAUAGUACUGAAAAAAUUCACUAAAUCAGUGAAACUUUUGGGUUUAGAUUUUACAAGUUCAUCCAAAAGCGGAUGAAAUCAAACUAGUACUUGUUUAUAUAAAAUUAAACAAAAAGAAAGACUUUUAUUA
Capsella rubella is the source of this 2164-nucleotide messenger RNA. RefSeq lists its product as uncharacterized. NCBI's taxonomy places the organism in Eukaryota, Viridiplantae, Streptophyta, Magnoliopsida, Brassicales, Brassicaceae. The record is from RefSeq and is a predicted model, not a curated record. The transcript is spliced from 4 exons. The coding region runs from base 292 to 2013 and encodes 573 amino acids.